AUGGGCAGAUUGAAAGCCUCUAGCCCCAUGAGUUUCCCGGAGUGGACAUGUGGAGCUUAUUUGUUGGAGGCGACUCCAAACCGCCUUCCUUGCACCUCGCAGAGGCUUUUGGCCGGACCGACAUGCUGGAUACAAGGAUGUCGUGAGUCAGUCCUGGCUCAGCAGAAACAGGGACUCCAUCCCCUGAAUCCACCCGCUUCUCCGGGCAAGCACAAAGUCGCUUUUGGUCCGCGAUUAGCCCCCUAUCCGCCACCCGGGGACUCGCCACGUAGCCUCGCGACUAACCGGCUGUGA
Messenger RNA from Necator americanus (New World hookworm), 294 nucleotides. RefSeq lists its product as uncharacterized. NCBI's taxonomy places the organism in Eukaryota, Metazoa, Nematoda, Chromadorea, Rhabditida, Ancylostomatidae. The record is from RefSeq and is a predicted model, not a curated record. The transcript has a single exon. Bases 1 to 294 code for a protein of 97 amino acids.